This is a messenger RNA of Seminavis robusta, 1281 nucleotides long. NCBI's taxonomy places the organism in Eukaryota, Bacillariophyta, Bacillariophyceae, Naviculales, Naviculaceae. The record is from the annotation of a GenBank genome assembly.
AUGAGCUUGUUGGAGAUUGACGAUUUGAACACUGCUGUAUCGCUGCAUGGGGAACCACUGGAUCCAAGUGAUGAUGGAAUAGACACCUUGAUCAGGUCGAUCCUUUCCUGUCGAAGAAUCAGCCGUGGAUUUGUCGAAGAACGCUUCCUGGAGCGGCUUUCAGAGGCAAAACUUCAGAACAUCUUCAGGGCCCUUGUUCGUCGUCCCGCCUUGGAAAGCUUAAAGUGCUGUGGCCUCAGGGAUCGAUCCUUUACUGCACUCGUAAAAGCAAUUCGUCAGUCUCCUCACCCACCGCCUUUGACACGCCUUUGGAUUAUUGGACUAGCUUUGGCGCCCACAUUCUCUUCUACCGGUAGCACUUCUUCCACUACCGGUUUGGAGCUACUGAUUGAAGCACUAUCCAAUGUUCCUACAUUACAAGCCGUCAAUUUACUCUUGAUUGCCCCCGAAGGAUAUACCAUAGAGUCAUCGGUCAAUGUGGAGUUUCGUAGCAAUGAGGGCAUCCUUUGGGAAGUGGGGGCCUUUGAUCACUACUCAGCCGUCAUGAUCCCAAGGUGUUUUCGAUACAACAGUGAUCGUUGGACCAAUAUCAAAGUAUCAGGGGUCGAUGUAUCUGGCGUUGCUAUCCAUGCAAUAUCUGAUAUACUUGCAUCACUAGACCCAUCCCGAUCGGCCCUGGACAGAAUGGAGAUUCGAUUGGAUGCAUGCAAUCAACAGGCAGUGCGACGGAUAGCCAACGUUCUAGCACAACAACAAGACCAUCGUGGCUUGAAGGAAUUGAGUCUUCAAGUGGAGGAAAAUUUGCAAUCUUCCGUUCCGAUUAUGGCGUCCAUUUCCGAAAUGCUGGUUACCAAUUCCUGCCUCGAAUGGCUCCAACUAUCAAGAAGUCUCUUUCACGAUCAAUCAGCAUGCUGUUUGGCCCGAUGCUUGACCCAAAACCAAACACUGAAGGUGCUGGAUCUCACCUACGAGACCCCCGCUGGUCGUCAUCCUGUCACCGAAGACAAGGGCUACAAGGCCCUUUUGGAAAUGCUCAAAGUGAAUCAGAUUGUGGAGGUCAUACCCACCUACGACCUCGACCAUGAUUCUCCAGUGUUUGAUCAAAUAGAGUAUUACUUGAAGCUCAACGAGUCUGGAGUUCGCCGUGUCCAGCUGUCUGUGAACACUCACUAUGAGGAGUUCUUGGAAUUGCUGGAAUCCGAAGGAGAUGAUUUGGACUGCGUCUUUUACCUCUUGUCCAAGAAUCCCUCCUUGUUUCGAAGGAUGCAGGCAGGGCCAUAG